Molecule: messenger RNA, 840 nt
Organism: Prunus persica (peach)
Lineage: Eukaryota; Viridiplantae; Streptophyta; Magnoliopsida; Rosales; Rosaceae
Product: F-box/kelch-repeat protein At3g06240
Exons: 2
Coding region: 1-840 (279 amino acids)
Source: RefSeq, a predicted model, not a curated record
AUGAAGCAGAUUGUCCAUGGCUUGGCUUGUGCAUCCUCUGGCUCUUGCCCUGUUUCCAUACAUAACCUUAGCACUCGAGAGUCCAUCCAACUUCCUCAUGUAAAACGAGAAUACAAUACAUUCACUACAUAUCACUUCGGGUUCAGUCCACUUACCAAUGAGUAUAAGGUUCUCCAGAUCUUCCAACGAUUUCGUCCCAAAACACCUAGAAAAUUGGAUAUUCAGUUCAACGUAUUCACGCUAGGCACGGAUUCUUCGUGGAGGCCAUUGCAGGUAGACCCUGGCCAUCUUCUUUUUGAUGCUCUAAGUUACGCCUUUGAGACAAACGUGAGAUGUAGUGCAAGUGUGUGCGUCAAUGGGGCCAUACACUGGAUGUACGAGAGGCAGAAAAUGAUAGUGGUAUUUGAGGUUAGAGAGGAGACAUUCAGGGUGGUGCCACUACCCCAAGAUUAUAAUCAAGAGUUUGGUCAAGAUAAUCAUGAAUACAAACGCAUUACUGAUGAUUAUGGCCAGGCCGAUGCAAGUAUAAUUGAGGUGGGAGGAUGCGUGGGUGUGUAUGCUGACAAGUCGUGGAAACAGAACAAGGUAGUGUUAUGGAUUUUGAAGGACCACCAAAACCUCGUGUGGGUUAAGGAGACUAUUAGCGUGAUGCAGAGAGAAGCAGGAUUUGUUGAAGUCUUGGGUACAAUCCACACAGGCGAGCUAGCGUUUGCGCUCUAUUUGGACAGAAAUACAAUCUGCUCAGAUUCGUUAUGUAUCGCAUCCACUUUUGGUUUUUGGGAUACUUCACCACUUAAGUUAGUAAGUAUUUAUGAUGAUAGCAUUGUCCCCUUAAAAUGA